Aureococcus anophagefferens is the source of this 1653-nucleotide messenger RNA. RefSeq lists its product as hypothetical. Gene Ontology annotation, molecular function: sulfuric ester hydrolase activity. Lineage: Eukaryota; Pelagophyceae; Pelagomonadales; Pelagomonadaceae. The transcript is spliced from 2 exons. The coding region runs from base 1 to 1653 and encodes 550 amino acids. The record is from RefSeq and is a predicted model, not a curated record.
AUGGGGUCGACGCACUUCGCCCGGGCCAAGGCCAGCAACGAGAGCUUCGGGCCCCUGCCGCUCGUCGACGUCGACCCGGGCGAGAAUUCGCGCAAGAAGUUCCGCGCCUCCAAGUUCAAGAAGGUCGGCCAGGAAGCCGCGGUGCUGCGCGCCUGCACGCCGCGGUCCCGGUACCUGCCGCGGUGCCACUCGUCGGCGCUCUUCGCCGAGGCGGGCGCGCGCGAGCUCGCGCGGUGGCGGCGAUCCCGGCUCACGGGCUUCCUCUACGUCGCGUUGACCGCGCCGCACGACCCCCUCGAGCCGCUGGACCGCGACGUGGCCGACGCCACCGCGGGGCCGCCGGCGAGCGUCCGCGACCGCCACGUCUUCUCCCUGCCGCGCGUGUCGCGGGUCGUCGCCGCGGACGCGCUGCGCGCGGACGUCGACGCCGCGGCGCCGUCCGCGCCGGGCGCGGCCGAGGCGCUCGUCGGCAGCCGCGACGAGCUGCUGCUGCCCUUCCCGCGCCGGGCCGCGGACCUCGAGGCGCGGCGCCGCCUCUACGGCGGCCUCGUCGCGUCCGUCGACGCGGCCGUCGGCGCGCUCGACGCGGCCUCGCGGCCGGACCGGAUCCUCGUGGUCACGUCGGACCACGGCAUCGCCCUCGACGGGCGCCACGGCCUCAUCGGCAAGCAGAAUCUCUACGAGCACUCGAACAAGGUGCCCCUGCUCGUCCACGGCUGCGGGCCCCUCGUCGCCGGCGGCGCGAAGGCGCACGUCUACCUCCACGACGUCGCGCCGACGCUCGUCGCGCUGUCGCGGAGCCGCGCGCCGCCCUUCACGGCGCCCAUCGGCGCGCAGCGCAAAUACGAGGUCACGAAGGACUCGGCGGCCGCGCGCGCGCGCGCGGCGGGGCCCUGCGCGGGCCGCGACUUCUCCGCGAUCUUCGCGCGCGAGAACGGCACGUUCGCGCCGCGGGCCCACCUCUUCGCGGCCAUGAUCGACACGCAGCGAAUGGUCGUCGACACGGCGACGAACCUCAAGGUCAUCGCCCACUUCAACUCGUCGCUCAAGGGCCGGGGCGACACGCGCGGCGCGGAGCUCAUCGCGGUCCAGGCCUUCGACGUGUCGCGGGACCCGGACGAGCUCGACGACCUCGUCCUGCGCGACUUCGAGUCGAACGCGGCGGCGGCGGCGCACUACGCGCCGCGGCUGCCCGCGGCCGGCGACGACGCCGUCGGCGCGCUGCUGCGCGAGGCGUGCGACCUCGAGCGGAAAUUGCGCAAGGCGAGCGCGACGCCGGAGAAGAACCCGCCCUACGGCUGCCUCGGCCUCGCCGCCGCCGCCGCCGCGCGCCGGGCGCGCGACGACCGGCGGGCCGAGGACGAGAAGCUCCGGUCGUCGAACGCCACCGUCGCCAAGGCCGCCGCGGCCGCGCGGACCUCGAUCGCGUCGCGCCAGGCGGCGCUCCGCGAGAUCCGGCGCAGGAAGCCCGGCGCGGCGGGGCGCCUCGGCGCCAAGGCGCCCCCCGUGCGCGGGCUCGCAGCCAAGGACGCGGCCGCGCGCAAGCGCGCGCAGGACGGGCUCCGGAGGCGGCGCCACGCGGCGGCCGUCGGCGGCGCCGCGCGGGACGCGCGCGCGGGCCGGGGCCUCCGCUUCGCGCCGCGGCCGAGGUAA